Messenger RNA from Knipowitschia caucasica, 1059 nucleotides. NCBI's taxonomy places the organism in Eukaryota, Metazoa, Chordata, Actinopteri, Gobiiformes, Gobiidae. The record is from the annotation of a GenBank genome assembly.
AUGUCCAUGUCAGGGGGCACAGCUGUCCAGCUGUUCUCCAAGCUCCUGAAACAAGCUGUGGGCAAAGCACAGAUCCAACUCAACCGCUGGUUACAGAGGAGUGUCACUGAAGACUGUGACAAGAUCGACAUCCUGAUCUGCAGCGCCUUUGACGAGAGGGGUAGUGGCACUUUGGGCAAAUGUGAUGGAGACUCCAAUGUCCUCGGCGACAGUGGAGGGGCACCCCCCCCAGCAGAGUUCAGACACCCAUGUUGCAUUACCACUUGUUGCUUUAAGAGUGCCCUUCUGGCCUGCAUCCUGACACUGGUCUGCUUCUCCUCCGUGGCCCUGGUGCGGCAGUACCUCAAAGACCUACUCCUCUGGGUGGAGAGCUUGGACAGCCUCGUAGGAGCCAUGCUGUUCAUAGUGGGCCUCAUCAUUGUGUCAUUCCCCUUCGGAUGGGGCUACAUUGUCCUUAAUGUGGCUGCUGGCUACCUCUACGGCUUUGUGCUGGGCAUGGGGCUGGUGAUGGUGGGCGUGUUGAUUGGAACUUUUGUGGCACACCUGGUUUGUAAACGGCUGCUGUCAGACUGGGUCCUGAACAAAGUGGGGAACAGUGAACAGCUGAGUGCUGUCAUUCGAGUGGUGGAAGGAGGGAGCGGAUUAAAAGUUGUGGCCUUAGCAAGACUCACACCUAUCCCAUUUGGGCUCCAGAAUGCCGUUUUCUCAAUCACAGACGUGUCCUUGCCAAACUACCUGGUGGCCUCCUCCGUGGGGUUGUUGCCCACACAACUGCUGAACUCGUAUCUGGGCACGACGCUCCGCACCAUGGAGGACGUCAUCGCUGAGCAGAGCAUUAGUGGAUACUUUGUGUUCAGCUUUCAGAUCAUCAUUAGCAUCGGCCUCAUGUUCUACGUGGUGCACCGGGCCCAGGUGGAGCUGAACGCCGCCAUCGCCGCUUGUCAGAUGGAACUCAAGUCGUCGCACAUGAACGGCUCUUCUUCCAACCACAGCGGCUUCAGCUACUGCAGCAAGAGACCCCACGCUGGUGGGACAGGGAACUGCAUCAAUGUGGUGUGA